AUGGCGGCCGUGAGCGCGCUGCCUACGGCGAAGGGAUUUUACGGUACUAUCAAUAAUAUUUCAGAUUCUGGCUUAUUGGAGAAUCUUCCAUUUGAUGGACCACAGACGACUGCCUCUCCUGAAAGUGAUAAAUGUGUUGAUGAUAACAUUGUUUGUGAAGAAAACUGGGAAGAAGAACUGGAUCUCAUUGAUCCAUAUGCGUACAACACUGCAGGAAAUGUAUUCAGACAUCCCGUAGUGAAACAGUCAAGAGGGAAGAGCCCAGUCGACUUCACGUUUAUCCCGUCUGCAGAGCAUACCCCGUGCAUUCCUGAUUAUUAUUACCCAGAACAGCCCAUGUUUGGACAGUUUGAUGAUGCCGAUAACGAUAAUGAUGACAGCUGAAUACAAAAAGAUGACAGCAAAUAUAUAUGUCUUCAAAGAUGAAUGCUUUAAUAUGAUUCACACAGAAAUUAUUUAAAAAUUGUAUUUUUCAUGACUGAGGAAAUAUUGUGUUCCUAAUAAUAUUUUUAUGAUUUUGGUAUUUUAUGAAUCUAAAAUGGCCACCCAAUCAAGUUUGAUAUGCUUUAAAAGGAAAUCUGUUUCCAUGGCAAUCUCAGUUAUCCAGUUUUCGAUUUUUGCACUUGAUUACUAAAUGCAAUUUUUUUUUCUAUUUAUUGACAGCCAAUUUGGUUUUCCUGUCAAAUGUUCAUACUUUUCUCUUGUGCUUUAUGAUAAUUUUGAUUCAUAUUUAUUUUAAAUAACAAAAAGAACCUUGCCUAGAUAUUGGGCACAUGUAGGUACACCUUCCAGCUCUACUUGAAAUUGUUCUUUUCUUGAACCCAAAUGUCAACCUGUACACACAAGAUUGGAAAAUACACUUGUAUAACAGUAUGCGUAAAGCAGCACUGCAGAAUAAUAAAUUGAGAUCAAUUAAUUAAUUUUCAUAAAAUAAACAAGUUAUUUCUACCUACCUUACAGUUUGCAUCACAUUUAAUUUUUCGUCCAUAGUCAAUACAACAAAACUGUUAAAAUAUUCCUGUUUCUUUUGAAAAGAUAUAAUUAAAAAUUUAACAGCAGUCUUGUAAAAAUUACAAAAUGACAUUUGCACAUUUCUGACUGGCACUGUAUCAAUAUUGAGCUCUAAAUAGAUACCUCAGUCUUACUGCAUUUGAUACCUAUAAAAAGAUCUGUAUAGUGUUAUUAUCUUUUCCAAUAUGCCAGAUGACUGAUAUACCAUGUAUUUUUGGAUAAUAAAAUUUGUUUGUUUCAUUUAUAAAUAAACCAAAGUUCUCAGGGUGUAACAAGUAA
Molecule: messenger RNA, 1290 nt
Organism: Saccoglossus kowalevskii
Lineage: Eukaryota; Metazoa; Hemichordata; Enteropneusta; Harrimaniidae
Source: RefSeq, a predicted model, not a curated record